AUGGAACCCAAGUUCAGAGUCAAUUGUCGCAGAAAUGAGUUCCCUCCAACCAGUGGUACUCAUUUGCCAGAGAGCCCAAGAGUACCAAUGGAGUUUCUGUCAAGAUCAUGGAGUGCCUCUGCCUUUGAGGUCUCUAAAGCCCUGGCACCUCAACCUUCCCCACCUCCUUCUUCUUGCAUAGCUUCCAAGCCUGCUAAUGGGUCCUCUUGCAUGACUAAUUCCAUUCUUGAAGAAACUAACCAGUUCUCUUUUGCUUCCUCUGCUACUUCACAGCUUGUCCUUGAGCGCAUUAUGUCACAUUCAGCAAGAGAGGAAGUGUCUCCAUUAACAUCAGGUAGAUUGUCUCACAGUAGUGAACCUUUGAAUGGUGGUGCUUCUUUAACCGGAACAGAUAGUCCGCCAAUUUCUCCUUCUGAUGAGUUUGACGAUGUUGUCAAGUUUUUUCGGGCAAACAAUUCCAUUCACCCCUUAUUCAAUGGUGGACGAACCAUGAGUGCUGCUUCAGGCAAUGCCACUCCUAGUUCCGGGCCUAAAACAGUGGGAAGAUGGUUGAAAGACAGAAGAGAAAAGAAGAAAGAAGAAAACAGAACCCACAAUGCUCAACUUCAUGCUGCUAUUUCUGUUGCUGCGGUGGCAGCAGCAGUUGCAGCCAUCACAGCUGCAACAGCAGCCUCAUCUGCACCUAACAAGGAUGAAAAGAUGGCCAAAACAGACAUGGCUGUGGCUUCUGCAGCCACAUUAGUUGCUGCUCAAUGUGUAGAGGCUGCUGAAGCAAUGGGAGCUGAGAGAGAUCACCUUGCUUCUGUGGUUAGCUCUGCUGUGAAUGUCCGUUCUCAUGAUGAUAUCACAACACUUACGGCUGCAGCUGCCACUGCUCUACGAGGGGCAGCAACCUUGAAAGCAAGAGCAAUGAAGGAAGUGUGGAAUAUCACUGCAGUGACACCACUAGAGAGAGGCAUAGGGAUUGGAAUAUGUGGUGGUAAAGGCAAUAACAGCAAUUCCAGCACAAGUGAUAGUGGGGAGAUUAUCAAUGGAGAAAAUUUUUUGGGUGCCUGCAGUCAAGAGCUCCUUGCUAGGGGCACUGAAUUACUCAAACGGACCCGCAAAGGUGAUCUUCAUUGGAAAAUAGUUUCUGUUUAUAUACAUCGAACCGGCCAGGUGAUGCUGAAAAUGAAGAGCAGACAUGUUGCCGGAACCAUUACAAAAAAGAAAAAGAAUGUUGUGUUAGAUGUGUGUACAAAUUUACCGGCAUGGCCAGGAAGGCAUCUGUUUGAUGAUGGUGAAAAGAGAAGGUAUUUUGGAUUGAAAACAGAAGCAAGAGGGAUUGUGGAGUUUGAAAGUAGAAAUCAAAGAGAAUAUGAUAUCUGGACUCAAGGGGUUUCAAGACUUCUUUCCAUUGUUGCACAAAGGCGAAACAGAAAUAGGACAUGA
This is a messenger RNA of Abrus precatorius (Indian licorice), 1431 nucleotides long. Its product is annotated as VAN3-binding protein-like. The transcript has 7 exons. Gene Ontology annotation, biological process: phloem or xylem histogenesis; leaf vascular tissue pattern formation; auxin-activated signaling pathway. NCBI's taxonomy places the organism in Eukaryota, Viridiplantae, Streptophyta, Magnoliopsida, Fabales, Fabaceae. The coding region runs from base 1 to 1431 and encodes 476 amino acids. The record is from RefSeq and is a predicted model, not a curated record.